UGUCAUACUUGAAGAAUUUUUGUGUUUUUUGUUGAUAAAUAUUUUUAUAGAAAUUUCUUUAAAAAAAUGGUUUUCACUAAAAGAUAAUGUUGAGGGUUUACCAUGGAGGCUUGCGUGGAUACCUGGAGGAUCACCAUGCCAGGCUUCAAAGAUACUUUCAAAGCAGCAACAAGUAAAUUCAAGCCCAAGAAAAAGGAACCGAUAAAAGAGUGCGACGAAUCCGAAUCGCCUUGCUGCGUGACGUGCCGCUACGUCAAAUCCGAAACCUGCGGUAGCGAAAACAAAAAGUUAAGAUGCCAAAAAGAACCACCCCUUGUCAUUCCCUCAUAUUCCGCCCUAUCCAAGUCUGUUUCCAGCAACAGUAAAUAUUGCUGUUGCGCUUUUAGCCUGUUCUUGAAGGAAGUGGGUCGAGCCAUCCGUGGAGACUCGAAUGCUAGAAUCAGCGAGACUUUAUCUGAGCUCACCGAAGUUAUGCUUGCGAUCGCUAACGACUGUCUGCUUUUUAUGGGAAGGAUAGGUUGCACCACGGUCGACACUGUCAAAAUCAAAAGCCGCGUAUACGCAUUGUUAAUACACAAUAAGUUAUGUGCGUUCGUAGCACGAAGCCGCAAGAAAGCGGCAGAAGUAGCUGAGAAAAUGAAAGCAGAACUCAUAAAGGUCAUACAGGAAAAUGUGCUAGAGCCAAAAAUGCCGGAGUUCGGAGGCGAAGGCGAUGCAGCGAGAAAGCCAAAGAGGUCCAAGCGCAAGAAACCAAUACCCAAAAGAAAAAAGAAGAAAAAACAACCCAAAAAUUGGACAGCGAAGAAUUAUCGACUAUAAUAAAAACAAAUUAUGGAA
Messenger RNA from Pararge aegeria (speckled wood butterfly), 837 nucleotides. RefSeq lists its product as uncharacterized. The coding region runs from base 103 to 819 and encodes 238 amino acids. NCBI's taxonomy places the organism in Eukaryota, Metazoa, Arthropoda, Insecta, Lepidoptera, Nymphalidae. The record is from RefSeq and is a predicted model, not a curated record. The transcript has 2 exons.